AUGCAGAUUUUUGUCAAGACUCUCACCGGCAAGACCAUCACGCUCGACGUCGAGCCCAGCGACACCAUCGACAACGUGAAGCAGAAGAUCCAGGACAAGGAGGGCAUCCCCCCGGACCAGCAGCGCCUCAUCUUCGCGGGCAAGCAGCUCGAGGACGGCCGCACGCUCUCGGACUACAACAUCCAGAAGGAGAGCACGCUCCACCUCGUCCUCCGCCUCCGCGGCGGCAUGCAGAUCUUCGUCAAGACCCUCACGGGCAAGACGAUCACGCUCGACGUCGAGCCCUCGGACACGAUCGACAACGUGAAGCAGAAGAUCCAGGACAAGGAGGGCAUCCCCCCGGACCAGCAGCGCCUCAUCUUCGCGGGCAAGCAGCUCGAGGACGGCCGCACGCUCAGCGACUACAACAUCCAGAAGGAGUCGACGCUCCACCUCGUCCUCCGCCUCCGCGGCGGCAUGCAGAUCUUCGUCAAGACCCUCACGGGCAAGACGAUCACGCUCGACGUCGAGCCCUCGGACACGAUCGACAACGUGAAGCAGAAGAUCCAGGACAAGGAGGGCAUCCCCCCGGACCAGCAGCGCCUCAUCUUCGCGGGCAAGCAGCUCGAGGACGGCCGCACGCUCAGCGACUACAACAUCCAGAAGGAGUCGACGCUCCACCUCGUCCUCCGCCUCCGCGGCGGCAUGCAGAUCUUCGUCAAGACCCUCACGGGCAAGACGAUCACGCUCGACGUCGAGCCCUCGGACACGAUCGACAACGUGAAGCAGAAGAUCCAGGACAAGGAGGGCAUCCCCCCGGACCAGCAGCGCCUCAUCUUCGCGGGCAAGCAGCUCGAGGACGGCCGCACGCUCAGCGACUACAACAUCCAGAAGGAGUCGACGCUCCACCUCGUCCUCCGCCUCCGCGGCGGCAACUGA
This is a messenger RNA of Aureococcus anophagefferens, 918 nucleotides long. RefSeq names its product polyubiquitin. Gene Ontology annotation, biological process: modification-dependent protein catabolic process; protein ubiquitination. Gene Ontology annotation, cellular component: nucleus; cytoplasm. Gene Ontology annotation, molecular function: ubiquitin protein ligase binding; protein tag activity. Bases 1 to 918 code for a protein of 305 amino acids. The transcript is spliced from 2 exons. The record is from RefSeq and is a predicted model, not a curated record. NCBI's taxonomy places the organism in Eukaryota, Pelagophyceae, Pelagomonadales, Pelagomonadaceae.